Molecule: messenger RNA, 676 nt
Organism: Ilyonectria robusta
Lineage: Eukaryota; Fungi; Ascomycota; Sordariomycetes; Hypocreales; Nectriaceae
Exons: 1
Coding region: 49-273 (74 amino acids)
Source: RefSeq, a predicted model, not a curated record
CGUGAUUCCAAAUUGCAAUACGAAACUGGCUACUAGCAUCGAAUCUCAAUGCGUUUGGGUUUUUCUGGCAGGUGCCUAGAUCUGAUUACACUGUUUCUGAGAUAUUGCAAGCUCCCACAGACGGUCGCGGCCUUCCUAUGCCAAAGGGGGAUCUAUCAGCGAAAGGACGAGGAGAGAAAUACGACGGGUCCCAGUAGCACACACAAUCUGGUUCAACUGAAGACAUCAGUCAUUCCUCUGCCAUGCAACAUCCGGCCACACGCUGCCCUUUGAUAAGUCUCAGUCAAUAUCGCCCAGUGUCAGAUGCAAAGGCGCCAAGACGCCAAUCAGUCUUGGAAGGGUUGUUGUCGGGGAAUCGGACGACGCGGUUGAUCAAUAUUGUUUAAAGUCAGACAAUUCCAGCUCCCCGAGACCCUCGAACUUCGCGAGCCAGUCAGGUAUCCUAUCUUUCCUGAUCAUCCCACCUUCGCUAAAUACUGCCUCAGAUGCAUGUGCAAAAAGCAAACUGCUGAUGCGAGGAACGCCCAAGGCCAGUCACCGGGCUCGCCGGCAAAAGCCACGGCAAAAGCAUGGUUGAAUCACAAUCGGGCUUGCGGCCGCCCUGCGCUGGGAUCCUGGCGGAGAUGACCUCUUUUUAGGCGCCGUACAUGCGUCUGUCUAUCAUAAUCUGAGCCAU